Molecule: messenger RNA, 674 nt
Organism: Centruroides sculpturatus (bark scorpion)
Lineage: Eukaryota; Metazoa; Arthropoda; Arachnida; Scorpiones; Buthidae
Product: cytochrome P450 4c3-like
Exons: 5
Coding region: 174-674 (166 amino acids)
Molecular function (GO): iron ion binding; monooxygenase activity; heme binding
Source: RefSeq, a predicted model, not a curated record
UUCUGUCGACUUUUCAAAUUCUUUUAAGUUUGCUUAUUAUAUCUCUUCUAGUGAUAUAUUCAUUAGGAAAGAAAUGGAGUAACAGAACGAAACAACGGGAAAAUUAUUCGUCUUCCUCUGCAUCUGCAGACAUUAAUUGUCCAGAAAAUAAAGGCAACGGCCAGGAGUUAAAAAUGAAUCUUCCGUCUAUAUCAUUUUUACCAGUUUUGUGGAACAUUUUGUUUUCUCAACGUAUCACGCAAUACCACAAUUCAUUCAUUGGGAUAUUUAUUUUAAAUUUAUUGACUGGACUCUCUGCGCUAUUUCAAAACGAGGAAGUUGCCUGUAUGAACACAUUUGGAUAUAAAUUUAUCUUUUUUUUACAUCCGGAAUCUGCAAAGGAAGUGUUAAGAAGCAACAGUUUAAUCAAUAAAAAUUUUAUAUAUGAUUUCUUCAAGCCACUUCUCGGAGACAACACUCUGCUGUCCAGUUCUGACGAUGAUUGGAGAAGAAGAAGAAAAUAUUUAGCUCCACAUGGACAAGUUUGGAAUCUCAAAGAUGACCAAAACAUAUUUAUGGAGCAUUCAAACGUCUUAGUGGAAAAACUCAAACAAUUGCAAAAGAAUGAAAUAUUCGAUAUUUUGGAAUGGAUGAAAUAUUGCACUCUCGAUAUAAUUGCAGGUAUUACUCUCUAA